GAAUGAUUGCCCCCCCAACUUUCACCAAUUAAAGGGGGCAAUGUUAGCUCAUAGCCCGCAGCUUCGCCCCGCGUCGGGGAUUAUUAGGCACAUGCUAUUGGAGAAGUACUCUAUUAACGCUUACAUCUAUCGUCUGCACAACAUGGAAGGCGGCAAUGUAUAACAAGCAAAAUAUUGGCCCUAUAAAUAUAGACUGACGGUAGAGCCUUAUUGUUGGUGCCAUUGAUUUUUCCUCCUUUCCUAUUCCCUUGAUAAUUCUACAAAAGGCUCUGUGUUUGCAAGCGUAAAAUUUACUAUUCACACAAUUAAUUUAUUCACAUUACAUUGAUAAUAACCUUGGAGUUCCGGCGUGGAACAUACAGCCUCGCAAUGCCACAUUACUACGAUCACCACUAUGAGAACCCCAACCAAGCUCGCGAUCUAGCCAAUCGUUUCUCCUGGGAAACACGCCACAGCCAGUAUCCGACUCAAUACAUAGUAAACGAAGGGAAGAUGAUCGUCCACGAAAGAUCGCUAAAGCAGAGCAAUGCAAUUAUAUACAAUGCACCGGGCUCGACGUUACGGUUCGUACCGUCGAAGUCAGCACCAAAUACGAAGGCUAAGCACAGCACGCACCAUGCACCCGAAUCAUAUGGGCAAACAACGGCACCCCCAAUCUAUAUGUGUCACGGCUGUCGACAACAUCAGAUAUACUUCGGGGAUUACUGUCACGACUGCACAGCGAUGCGAUCAACCACUACCCCUACGAGAAGGGAUAACUACCAAGAGCGAGAACACCGCCAAAAUCUUCGUUUGACGUGGGCCCCAGACAGCAGACUGAUUAAGUGGUAUUAGGGGAACAUAGUUUAAUAUUAGAUUACCCAAGUUAUUACUAUUAUGUGAAUUGGAAAAUUUGGAUUUUUUAUAUAAUUUUAAUAAAAUCAAUGAGGAAUUCUAUGAAUAUUAUUUUAUUUCAACGUUUUAAUAAUAGGUGUUACUUACUUAUAACAUAGACUAACUACGGAUGUUUAAAAUUAAAACUUGAAGAGAAAUAACUUAAACGAU
Messenger RNA from Daldinia decipiens, 1044 nucleotides. RefSeq lists its product as uncharacterized. The coding region runs from base 370 to 834 and encodes 154 amino acids. The transcript has a single exon. The record is from RefSeq and is a predicted model, not a curated record. NCBI's taxonomy places the organism in Eukaryota, Fungi, Ascomycota, Sordariomycetes, Xylariales, Hypoxylaceae.